AUGGGCCGUACAACUUCUGAGGGAAUACACGGUUUUGUGGACGAUCUAGAGCCCAAGAGCAGCAUUCUUGAUAAAGUCGGAGACUUUAUCACCGUAAACACGAAACGGCAUGAUGGGCGCGAGGACUUCAACGAGCAAAACGACGAGCUGAACAGUCAAGAGAACCACAACAGCAGUGAGAAUGGGAACGAGAAUGAAAAUGAACAAGACAGUCUCGCGUUGGACGACCUAGACCGCGCCUUUGAGCUGGUGGAAGGUAUGGAUAUGGACUGGAUGAUGCCCUCGCAUGCGCACCACUCCCCAGCUACAACUGCUACAAUCAAGCCGCGGCUAUUAUAUUCGCCGCUAAUACACACGCAAAGUGCGGUUCCCGUAACCAUUUCGCCGAACUUGGUCGCUACUGCUACUUCCACCACAUCCGCUAACAAAGUCACUAAAAACAAGAGUAAUAGUAGUCCGUAUUUGAACAAGCGCAGAGGUAAACCCGGGCCGGAUUCGGCCACUUCGCUGUUCGAAUUGCCCGACAGCGUUAUCCCAACUCCGAAACCGAAACCGAAACCAAAGCAAUAUCCGAAAGUUAUUCUGCCGUCGAACAGCACAAGACGCGUAUCACCGGUCACGGCCAAGACCAGCAGCAGCGCAGAAGGCGUGGUCGUAGCAAGUGAGUCUCCUGUAAUCGCGCCGCACGGAUCGAGCCAUUCGCGGUCGCUGAGUAAGCGACGGUCAUCGGGCGCGCUCGUGGACGAUGACAAGCGCGAAUCACACAAGCAUGCAGAGCAAGCACGGCGUAAUCGAUUAGCGGUCGCGCUGCACGAACUGGCGUCUUUAAUCCCCGCGGAGUGGAAACAGCAAAAUGUGUCGGCCGCGCCGUCCAAAGCGACCACCGUGGAGGCGGCCUGCCGGUACAUCCGUCACCUACAGCAGAACGUGAGCACGUGA
Molecule: messenger RNA, 939 nt
Organism: Saccharomyces cerevisiae S288C
Lineage: Eukaryota; Fungi; Ascomycota; Saccharomycetes; Saccharomycetales; Saccharomycetaceae
Gene: PHO4
Product: phosphate-sensing transcription factor PHO4
Exons: 1
Coding region: 1-939 (312 amino acids)
Cellular component (GO): nucleus; cytoplasm
Molecular function (GO): protein dimerization activity
Source: RefSeq, marked reviewed